AGUUUAAACACAUUAACCGAAAAAAAAGUCAUCCAGCAAUGAGUGAAGGAUAAUCAUCACUGAAAUUGUAAGGUACAUCUGUAAUGCCAUUUUGUGUAAGUUUCCUAAUUUGGGCAGAAUAUUACAUUCAUGAAUAUACCGUGUACAUUCCACAUCAAUUGCAGGGUUUUUUUUGUAUUCCUCUGCAACAGCUGUUUCUGGCUAAGCUGAAUUUUAUCUAUGCGGCUCUAAAUCCAACAAUAGUAAUUUUUGUUACAUUUCUCCAUCUUUCAACAAAAACAACGCGUGCAAGAUGUUGUUGGUAUAAUAAACGCUGUCCGUUUGCUGCUUCAUUAAAGCCCUGUUUUAUGCCCACCCCUUUCAAUCUGCCCAUGUUUGACAUACCACUGGGAAGUCUGAACGAUCAUGAGUGGCUUACGACAUUCUGUCAACACUCAGCACGUCUGCCCGCUCUCGCAGUGCAGCGCUCUGUUAAAGGGAGGCAAGCCAGGCUUCGUGAUCCGUCUUGCCCUUAACCUCACCUAAAACAAGCGGGGAAAGUGUACCGGCGGCUGCGGCUCGGUGGUCAGUCAAAAGGACGCCAUACCGUUCCUCCCAACCGAUGAAAGGUCGUGCUUGGUCAUUUCAAAUCAUGGGACGGUGAUCCCGGCAAAACGAGCUGAACGAUUCACUGGCAAAGGGGAAGAUGCAAAAUUAACCAAGAGAGAGAGAGUUUGGAAAAGGUUUCCGAGAAACUGCAGCUUCAAGAGAGGGGAGAGGAUUUCUUUCUUUUCCCACCCUCGUGUUGUAUGUUAAACAGCAGCACUGUUGUAUUAAAAUUAAAACCGCGAAACUUGCCAGUGUGGACAAGGUGACUGAGCAUCGACUUGGGGAGUCCUACACUUCCCUACCGAGGAACCUCAGACCGAGGUACUGUGAACCACAGCUAGUGGGGAAUAAACUCAAGAGGCCGGGGAACUGGAUUCAUCCACACUGGGUUAUGUAUUGUGAUUUACAGUAUAUAGCUCGUGUGAACACACACACGCAUACACACAAAAAAACGGGUGACUGAAUGGAGCCCGUCACUGGGCGGAAAACGAUGGUCUGGAUGCCACUGGGGCAGGAGAUCCACCUGCCCGAGUCAGAAAGAAAAAACAGUCAGCUUCAAACAAAAAGCAAAAUGAUGUAAAAAAAAGUUUGGAGAUUCGGAAGAUUUAUCCGUAUAAAUUCAACAAAAAAAGGAGAGAGAGACGGGAGGGUGGGGGGAAAAAGAAAACCGACUCCAACCAGGGAUUGGAGGUCUGAACUCUUGCUUCAUGGAUUUCCUCCUUGUGGCUCUUAGUCUCCAGUGGCUGCUGCAGAAGCCUUCAGUGUGGUUGGCGUGUGUACUCGGCUUGUUGUUGGAAAUGCUCCCCGGCGCUGAGAGUGUGUGCGCCAGUCAGUGCCGUUGCGAUGGGAAGCUGCUGUAUUGCGAGUCGCAGAGCCUGGGCGAGAUGCCGCGGAACCUGUCGGGGCUGCAGGGUCUGUCGCUGCGCUACAACAGCCUGUCGGAGCUGCGCGCCGAUCAGUUCGCCGGCGUGCUGCAGCUCACUUGGCUCUACCUCGACCACAACCACAUUUACUCGGUGGACGGCGCCGCAUUCCGCGGGCUGCGGCGCCUCAAGGAGCUGGUGCUCAGCUCCAACAAGAUCACCCAGCUGCCCAACUCCACUUUCCGGCCCAUGCCCAACCUGCGCCAUGUGCAGCUUUCCUACAACAACCUGCAGUCCCUGGAGCCGGACCUUUUCCACGGCCUGCGCAAGCUGCAAACGCUGCACCUGCGCUCCAACGCACUCAAGUACAUUCCGGUUCGAAUAUUCCAGGAUUGCCGGAGCCUCGAGUUUCUGGACGUAGGAUAUAAUCAGCUACAGAGCCUUGCCCGGAAUGCGUUCGCGGGCUUGUUGAAACUAACUGAACUCCACCUGGAGCACAACGAUUUGGUGAAAGUAAACUUUGCUCAUUUCCCACGGCUCCUCUCCCUAAGAACCCUCUACAUGCAGUGGAAUAAAGUCAGUAUUGUAGUGAAUUCUUUGGAGUGGACUUGGAACCAUCUAGAAAAAUUAGACCUCUCUGGGAAUGAGAUUGAGUUUAUUGAAUCUUAUGCCUUUGAAGUAGUGCCUAACCUCAAGAUACUUCAAUUGGAUUCAAAUCGCCUAACCACCAUCGAACAAACAAUUCUGGAUUCUUGGAAAUCCCUAACCAGCAUCAGUCUUUCUGGAAACAGCUGGGAAUGCAGUCGGAAUAUCUGUGCUUUGGCCACCUGGCUGAGCAGUUUUAAGGGUCAUCAUGAAGGCAGCCUGUUAUGUGCCAGCCCUGUGCAUACUCAGGGCGAGGAGGUUCUAGACGCUGUGCAUGGCUUUCACAUAUGUGACGACUUGGUCACAAGCACACUGGCAAUUUCAGACAUCACGAGUGUGGCAGAAACAAACCAAGAUAUGACAGCAGUCAGAGAUGCUUCCAGCAUCUAUGUCACGCAGGAUACAACAGGAAUAAAAACCACUGAUUUAAUCACUGCCACUAGUGAGCUUUCUCACGAUCAACAGGAAAAUACUAUUCAGGUUCACAAAGUAAUCACCGGCACCAUGGCAUUGCUUUUCUCCUUUCUGAUAGUGGUGUUAGUGCUGUAUGUCUCAUGGAAAUGUUUUCCUGCUGGCCUCAGGCACUUGAGGCAGUGCUUUGUGACACAGCGCCGCAAGCAAAAACAGCAACAAACUAUGCAUCAGAUGGCUGCCAUGUCCACGCAGGAAUACUACGUGGACUACAAACCCAAUCAUAUUGAAGGGGCACUGGUGAUCAUUAAUGAUUAUGGAUCAUGUUCGUGUCAUCAACAACCAGCCAGAGAAUGUGAAGUAUAAUUUUCAUUCUGCCUCACUGGAAAUGAAACAUUACAAGUGGACAUACUGCAGUUAGAGACUGACACACCUAAAAGGACCACUUUACAAUACUGAGUAUGAAUGAAUUACACAGUACUGAUUCCAACAAAACCUUGCACCAGGAUCUUUCAACAGUCCAAACAAUAUUUAAGCUUCAAUGCGUCUUUAAAAUCUUUCAAAUCAUCCUAUGUUCGACUGUCAUUUAAAAUUUGUAAAAGGAAAAAAUGUAUAUGUAACUCUUCUCACCAGUUUCUUAUGAUAUUAAACCCACCUGUAAGAUCUGGGAAAAAGGGAGUUCAAGGCUCAUCAAGGAUGUAAGUUAAUCAAUUUUGUAAACUACCCUGAUUUAAAUAAAUAUUUUAAAAAAUGUUAUUUAUAUGUUAUUUACAGCAGGUUUCAGAGGAGGAGGAAUAUCAACAUAUGUUCUAUAUUUUUUUUGUGUUAGUGAGUAAGAAAAACCCUUCAGUGUGUGUUUUUUUUCCUCUCAAUUAAUUGUAGCAAUCAACCCUUUGAAAUAUAUGAAAUAUAAAACCUUGCAUUUCCUGCAAGGUAAUCACAGUGGCAAAAUUUAGAUCACUCUUAUUUUCCAGAUUACAAUGGGUUAAUAAUUAAAACUAAACACAAAUAUGUAUCCAUUAUAUUGAGCACACUCUCAUCAUCUUUCUCUAGGCACCAAAUACUGCAGUUUCAAGCUAAAGUAGGGAAGAUAGUAGUGCACAGUGAUAUAAAAGAAAUUUGCUGCAGUGUAGAAUUCUGUACCUCAAAAUUCAAAAGUCCACACCUCUCCUGAAAAACAGAACAGCAAUAGCAAAUAAGCUGCUUAACAGAAAUAUCUGACAGGGAAAGUGAAGUGAAAGAGUAAAAUUUGGAUCUUCACUUUUUGUUGAUAAAAGACCUAAGCUUUAGUUCAUAAACCAGGUGCAUUUGCUUAUACAACUAUAACUAUAUUAGUAGACGUAUAUUAAUUAUCCAUAUUAAACCUGUGUCAAAGUUUUCUUUUAAAAUAAUGUUGGCAUGUCAGUUUUAAAUAUAAAUGUUAAAACUUU
Chiloscyllium plagiosum (whitespotted bambooshark) is the source of this 3937-nucleotide messenger RNA. RefSeq names its product leucine rich repeat transmembrane neuronal 1 (gene lrrtm1). Gene Ontology annotation, molecular function: protein binding. NCBI's taxonomy places the organism in Eukaryota, Metazoa, Chordata, Chondrichthyes, Orectolobiformes, Hemiscylliidae. The record is from RefSeq and is a predicted model, not a curated record.